CCAGUCCAGUGCAGAGGUGGCGGCCGUCACCGAAUGCCACCGUUCUCGUGAGUCAGGCACGCAGAAAAGCCGCCGCGCACCUCGGUUGGAGGCCCGAAUUCUCUUGGAAAAGCUAAUAUCCGACGCUACGCUCCACCCCGGCGUGCACGCUCUUCCCCGUCUCUGCUCCUUUCACCGCAAGCUUCUCUCCUCUUCGGCCAUCUCCUCCGCUCCACGAUCGAAUGGGCUCGGCUUCAGAUGGUAGCAGGGAGCACCUGCUGGACGUGGGCGGCCUCGCCGCCGGCGGGCCCAAGAUACGGGUGCGCGGGCUGAGGCGGCGGGCGGAGGCGAGCGGCGAGGAGAUCCUGCGCGGGGUGGACCUGGACGUGCCGCGCGGGGUGGUGAUGGGCGUCAUCGGCCCCAGCGGCAGCGGCAAGUCCACGCUGCUCCGCGCGCUCAACCGCCUCUGGGAGCCCGCCCCCGGCGCCGUCACCCUCGACGGCGCCGACAUCUGCGGCAUGGACGUCCUCGCGCUCCGCCGCAAGGUCGGCAUGCUCUUCCAGCUCCCCGCCAUGUUCGACGGGACCGUGGCAGACAACGUGCGGUACGGGCCACAGCUGCGCGGCAAGAAGCUCAGCGAGGCGGAGGUGAAGAGCCUGCUGAGCCUGUCGGACCUCGACCCGGCGCUGUCCUCCCGGCCGGCGUCGGAGCUGUCCGUCGGGCAGGCGCAGCGCGUGGCCCUGGCCCGCACCCUCGCCAACGACCCGGAGGUGCUGCUGCUGGACGAGCCGACGAGCGCGCUGGACCCGAUCUCGACGCAGAACAUCGAGGAGGCCAUCGUGCGGCUCAAGAUGGCGAGGGGGCUCACCACGGUGAUCGUCUCGCACAGCGUGAAGCAGAUCCAGCGGAUCGCCGACCUGGUGUGCCUCGUCGUCGACGGCGAGGUCGUGGAAGUGCUCGCGCCGUCCGCCCUCUCCGAGGCCAAGCACCCCAUGGCCCGGCGCUUCCUGGAGCUCAGCAGCUGAAUAUCUUUGUUUCGUUGCCCAAGAACAUCAUUGCUCGGUGUCGACCGACCUCUGCUUAAUUCGGACAUGUUCACUGUAAUCUCGCUACGACGAGGAACGCCGUGUGCGAUUUGGUGGGAGACGAGCUCUUUUGUAGUACUCCUACAAUACAAAGUACUGUACGUACGUGCAUAAAUAGACUGCUAUCUUGGAGA
Messenger RNA from Triticum dicoccoides, 1198 nucleotides. Its product is annotated as protein STAR1-like. Gene Ontology annotation, biological process: phosphate ion transmembrane transport. Gene Ontology annotation, cellular component: membrane. Bases 222 to 1004 code for a protein of 260 amino acids. The transcript has 3 exons. The record is from RefSeq and is a predicted model, not a curated record. Lineage: Eukaryota; Viridiplantae; Streptophyta; Magnoliopsida; Poales; Poaceae. Gene Ontology annotation, molecular function: ATP binding; ATP hydrolysis activity; phosphate transmembrane transporter activity.